Messenger RNA from Anopheles merus, 7326 nucleotides. RefSeq lists its product as uncharacterized. The transcript is spliced from 4 exons. The record is from RefSeq and is a predicted model, not a curated record. The coding region runs from base 945 to 2891 and encodes 648 amino acids. Lineage: Eukaryota; Metazoa; Arthropoda; Insecta; Diptera; Culicidae.
UGUAUCAUCGCGUUGGCCGUACACUGGUUGGACGCAAUCCUGCACAACAGUUACAGCAGUGCACGCGACCAGUCUGGAUGCUAUCUGCAAGUUAAGCUCGCUUCCAUCGCAAAAGACGCAUCGCGCAGCAAGCGGUGAACAGUGCUAGGGCAGCAAAUUGAACAGAUUGUGCAUCGAAGGUGAACAGUUUUUGCUAACGCACCUGACAAACGGAACACAUUUCCGAGCAAACUUCCCUGCAUCGGUGUAAAACUUUGUUUCAACUCCCUUGCCACUACUUAAGUACGUACCCCUCGGAGAAAGAGGGAGAGAGAACAGUGCAUCUUUGCACGCGCGUCGGCCUAUCGGUUUAGCGAAUAAGUGUCUGUGGAGUGUUUAAGUUUUUGAUUGGAUUGCUGUUACCGUCUGCUCGCGUGCUGCAAUGUGUGAUCAAACGAUGCCACCAACAAGUGUGACAGAAGUGUGCUUUUAAUCGGACUGUCCCUACGCCAGUCUCGAUCGUUUCGAUCGGCGUGUCGGCACGAGGGCGUCCUUUCCAGUAUCAUGAGCGACGGUUACAACCGCCAGCGUGAGUGGUUGAAUUGUUGUGCGAUAAGUGGCGAUUACACGUAGUGGCACCACACUUGAAAUCACAGCAUCCUCGCCCUUUUGUGUGUCCAAGUGUCCACACCAAAACUGGCCUAGGCCGAGCAACGUCCACGACCAGCGGCACUUAAGUGUCCAUCGUCUGUACUAGCUGCUUGUGAAGUGGCCGCGUUUGUGUGCGUGGUAGGUGUGCUGUCUCGAAGCUUUUGAGCAAGGCUCGCUGGAGUGAGCGUGUGGUCGAGUGUAGCGAAGUGUAUGUACCUGUUCUCUGUCUAGGUGUGUGCGUGUGUCAGUGGGUGUGUGUGUGUGUGUUUCCUGUGUAUGUGUGCGUCCAGACGUAUGUGAGCGGGAAAAUAAACAUGAAACGUCUAAAUCGUCCCCGGGCACUGGUCUGUCAUCUGCUGCUGGCGAUCAACAUUCUAACUGUUUGCUGCAGCAGUAGCAGCUUAGGUAGCAGCAGCAGCAGCAGCAGUAGCACUGAUGUCACCAUCGCUGCAGACGGUUCCAUGCCCUCCAUAGCAAGCAUAACGGAAGCUAAGCCCAAUCCCAAGGAUCAGCAACAGGCCAAACAUCGACACCGGCGGGAGAACAGCGAAGACGAGAAUGGGUACGGACCGGCCACCAACGGAGAAGAAUCGGGUCUGGGCGGACCUAUCGGAGCACCGGGCCUCAGCGACGACGGCGGGGAGGAAAAUUUCAUCGCACUAGCACCAGAUGAAGCGGAUAUUUAUAACUUCUCCAACAUCAUGAGCAUGACCAUGGCGAACGGGCCGCGAUCCGGUGGCGGUACCAAUGUAAAUGAGGCAAAUCCAUUUAAUGAAUUUCGCAAUACACCACGCCAACGUGACGGUGAGCCCGACCGGCAGCUGUCAGCAAAGGGUGAAAAGGAGCUGCCCGAGCUGACGCUCGACGACGAGAAUGGGUUCGGUGAGGGCGCGUUGGGACGGCUCGGUGAAGGGCUAAGAAGUCGCCUCCAGGAGGAAGCGAACGGUGACGACGAGGACGGUGGCAAUGGAGGAGAGGUCGAGUCGGAAGAUGACAAUGCGGUCGAGCGAAGUCGCUUCCUGGCGAAGGAUCCGAGGCCCGCCGCCGGGCAGGAUGAACGCUCGUCCCGUACCGACACGGAUGCGGCACUGCUCAGCAACAGCAUCGACUUUUUGAACUCGAUCGAUGGGGCAUACCUUCUUGCUAAUGCCGCUAAUACUGGUGACCAGCAAGGGGUAAAGAGUGAUGAUUUGGCGCGAAAAAUUCUGGAAGAUAAUGACAAUAAUAUUGCAACACGCAAAACAACUGCGAGUCCGGCAGUGGGCACCGAUUCGGACAACGGUGAAAACGAACUGUUCGAGCAGAUGGAAAAGAAGGCGAAAUCGUACCGGCUGAAGCUGUACAAGAAGCACAAGAACUUCAAGCACACUCACCACCACCGGGGUGGGCUGUACCAUCAGCCGUACCACAACUUUCACCACGACUACUACCGCCGCAAAAUGUUGGAACGCGAGCGGGAGCGCUGGAAGAAAAUGCAGGACCUGAAGCCGGACUACCAGGGCCAGAUCAACUACUACGAAAACUCGAACAAGCUCGAAACGAACGACGACAUCAUGGCGCACCUGAACGGGCACAGCAGCCAGGAGAAGUGGCCCAACUUCGACAAGGUGAUGACCUCGCUCAAGACGGAAACGAAACCGGACAACAUCCCACCGUACAUCAAGAAGUACAACCGGCGCAACAAGCAGCUGAUCGAUCUGCUCGAGGGCACGAUCGCACCGUUGUCCGACUACAGCGUGCACAAGCAUCGGGAGCGCAAGUACCAUCGUAGGAAAAAUCCUCACUGGAUGGAGGAGGACCUGUUCGAGGAGCAGCGACCGAAUCAGGCGAAGGCCCAGGGCCUGCAGCGCAACUACAUCCAGGAAACGAUCCAGUCCUCGACGAUACACUCAAACGCACUGCCCGGCGAGGGCAUCCACAUCAUCUACGACAAGAAGCACGGCGCCGAUCAUGACGACUUUGACGAUGGUGGCGGUGCCGGAUCGCACCUGCUGUACGGUCGGCCAACCAUCGCGAGCGGUGGUGGUGGUCAUCCGGUGGAUGGACACCAUCCCAACUACAAGCUAUCGUCCCGGGCCGGCCAGUUCGUGUAUCAUCGUGUCGCAUCGCCCCAACCGGUAGGUGGCGCUGGCUACGGACGGUUGAAGCGUCAGCGUUUGCCGUUCGUAGCGAUCACGGAUCGGCGACUCAGUGCACCACCGAAACGUCGCACCAGCAGCCAUGUCAACAACAAUCUACUGAAUCACCAGCCGAUGCCUUAAGAAUCGAGAUCUAAAAAACUCUGUCUCCCCUUCACCUAGUCUGCUUAUUCUGCCUAUCUCCCUCUCUCACACACACACGUUUUGGUUUUAGUUUCAAUUUUAGUUAAAUUGCACUACUUUUAGCGCACAAAUUGUUUUGAACGAGAAAAAGAAGCAACAGUCGACAUAGCAAUGUGUCACAUUUAAAAACGGAAAUGAUUUGCUCAUUCUUUCAUUCCUGUCAUUCAAUCAUUCAUAGUGUCCCAAUUUAAAACUUCUUUCCAUAUUCCCCUAUUUCUCUCUCUUUCUCUCUCUCUCUCUCUCUCUCUCUCUCUCUCUCUCUCUCUGUCUCUCUCUCUCUGUCUCUCUCUCUCUCUCUCUCUCUCUUUUGCACAUCCAUUUUUACCCAUUUGCUUGUGCUACGACUUUCCCGACUGGCAGCGAGGUUUACGCUGACAGGACGCUCUGGUGCGUCCUCACGGUAGAUCGCACCCGGGGUCUUAUCAUCCGGUUUCUGGCAACUGUUUCUGUUCUCGCCAAAGACUAGGGCUGACGAUGAGUUGCUAUCGAUCGAGUGUGAUCGCGCUGGGAUGGGGUUUUGGGACGCGGGGGAAUGCACCGCACAGCACCACGGACCGCAAACAGAUACAGGUCCCAAGGACGAUGGAUAGGAUGGACGGUUUCUGUAACUGCUCCAGCUCCAUCCUUUCGCCGUAAAGUGCGUUGCGAACGGUGACAGACACUGAUACAAAAACCACAAACAAAACAAAAAGAAAGAAAAUGCAAAUACAAGUAGAAGACGAAGACAAUAUAUAUUUACUGAAGGGAGGAUGAGGAAGAUACAAAACCGAUAGUGGGGGAAAGGAAAUAAUGCUCACGGAAGUAAAGUGUCGAAUGAAAACAACAACAAAAAAUGGAAAAAUUAUACGAAAAAUCGAUAUAAAAGCAAAGCAAAACCAAACCAAAAGAAGAAGGAUAGAUACAAACAAAUGCUAACAAAAGAAAAUCAAUACAAAAUGUUAAAUAAUGGCACUUAUGCAAUUACCAUCCCAAAACUAUUCUACAAAUUUUGGGAAGAACACAAAAGUAAAACCCAGCGGCAGGUGGAGAUCGUUAUCAAAUAAGGCAAAUGGAACAUAAUCUCAUUACACAGCAGCGCAGCGCGGUUGGCUUACCCGUUCGGCGGACGAUACCCAUUGCUGUCAAGGCAGCUACACUGAGUCCAGAGCAAAAUCACCACCCUGUUUAACCGCACACCAAGCUAACAUAUCAAACUGGUGGCGAAAGUCACGAUUCCAAUCGUUGCGAGCAGUUUGCAACAUGAUCAGAAAGAUGCAAACGUUCACUAGCGGCUCCCUUCCGACACACGCACAUGCUCAAAAACACUCCAAUGCAGUUGUUGACUCUCCCCAGGAGCAACGCUUGAAUUUUUCCUUCCACCGGAAGCGGCAUCCCACGCACACGGUAGUCUUAUAAUCUCUAAUGCACAAAACAAAAGACAAACAAAAUUAUGACAAUAAUAAUAAACAUUUUAAAGACGUUUUUUAAUAGCGAAGAUAACACGACGCGUAGCACCAAGACCAGAUGGGAUGGGAGAUGUGCGGGCAGCUGAAUGUAUCGUUGGGGAUGGUACUGCAAACAAAACUGCAUAAAUGUCCCCCAUGUUUUUUUUUGUUUAUCUUUAGUGUUUUGGUUAGCUUGCCCAGUUCUGUCCAAAUUUCCGUACACCAUUUCCUGGUACGUUUCCUGACAAAAGCUUACCAGCCACGUUGCAGAACGCGUGGGACGUCGAUGAUGAUGCGCCGGACAGUGAAAUGUUAACGUAAGUUUUCUAUGAAAACAUAUAAGCAAUAGAAAAUGACAAUAUCUUAUAUACUGGCGGAAGGCCAAAGGGACGCGAAAGUGAGCUAAACGGGCUGCCACCACCGACGUAUGAGGAAGAAAGGAAGGAAGAAGAAGAAGAUAAAAACACGAUACCGGCGCCAUUCGUUCCCAGCAUAGGUUUUCUGGAAAAUUAAUUUAACAAAAAAAUAACAACUGCACUCUUUCAUGUUUCGGUAGGCGAAGCAAGCACAUUGUAGUACGUUUCAACUGUUACUGGUUGUGUUGACUGUAUCGUUUUAUGGUUGAUUAUGGACUUAAUUGAACAUUUAGCUCGCGAGUAGAGUAAAGCUAAAAACGGGAAGAAGCGCAUGGUCUAGGUUGGGAAUGCUUCCGGUAGGGGAUGAGGUAAAAUUCAAGCCGGCAACUGCCUUCAGACGACAAAACGAACGGCCAGAACCAUUGAUCGAUGUCGAUGACUUCACCCGUGCGUGACAUCUAUCAACCAACGAUACCAGCCAACCGCUGUGCCGCUGUGCCGCUGUGUAAGCAACUACGCGUUUAAGAUUGAAGAAGCAUAUAUGAGCAUAAUCUAAAUCACACAACCUAAGCUUCUGAUACUUCUCACGGCAUCGAUUCACCAGCUCACCGGUAAAGGAAAUUUAAGUGAAAAGUAUUUAAAAACCACGCCUAUAUACACAUACACUCACACACAUACAAACACACGCAAAACAGAGAAACAAAUGCAGCACGAUGAGAAGUGGCGGAUUUGAUUCAUAUAACCGUAAAGACACACACCCAAAAGUAGAAGGAAAUCUCGAAGGUGGACGUUCCAAAAAGGGGAGCAGGAAGCGGGGAGUAAAAAGAAAACAAGUUAUAGUCAAUUUUCUAAGCGGUAUGAAGGACACAAAACGGUGAGAAUCCCACGUGCCCCAAGUGGGAUGGCUUCGGUGUGAAGUAGGCACAAACCGAACCGAUAUCAUCCGGACGCCGAGGCUGACGUCGAACGGGGUCAAAUUAAACGGUGGCGAUGACUAAAUGACACUCUGUAUGUAUGGGCUAAGGGAUGGAGGGGCUACUGCUGCUCCCUCAUAACAACAAAGAAGAGGAAAAAAAACAAUACCCUACAAACAAACGGUUAAUAGAUUUUAAGGCAAAUUCCACAUACCACAGCCAGGUGAGUGUGUGAGUGUGGAUGUAUAAAACUACUGACAGAUACAGAAUAAACCAAAUCCAGGCCAACGCCACAGCCCAGGCUGGGAGGGCUCAGCAACCCACCUUCCUGUGGUGGUGUUGGUAGCUGGUGGCUGGAUGGAAUGCUCGCUUAAUACUGUAUAUUUUAGCAGGCUCAGUGCGACGCUUAUGUCGACUUUAUUAGGAUAGGUUCUUGCACAAGACACAGACACAAACACACGUAUGUAUGCGUAAUACACAGUAAUACACAGCAACACAGAGUAAAAGGUGCAUAGCGUUGCAUACACGGUUCACGAUUGUUUCGCAAUCUCACGUACCUAUCCCCACGGGGAAGGUAAGACAUUUUUUACACUUUUACUCUUACCUUCCCCCCGGAGACGCAGCCCGUGGGAAGCGCAAAUAAUGUUCAGGCUGGAAGUUGACGAUGGAUGGCCCAUUGCUCCUGACUGGUCAGGCUAUCAGCUCAGAAGGAAAGUCGAUUGCUUCCGUUUUCCCAUGUAAUUUUUCUUUUGGCAUGGUUCUCGGCACCCGCGACCAUGAAUCUCGGCAGCUAGGUAGAACGGUUGUGUCACACCUUGCACCAGCAGCAGGCUGCACACGUUCUGCCAAAAAGUAGAUUUGUUGCGUUGUUUAUGCUCUAUAAAAUGAACCACUCUUCUCCCCCUUCCCCCACGACAAAUGAUGCUUUGCUGGGCUGAAGUUUCAAACAAUGUAACCUUCCACGAACGGGCAACCAGCAAACGCAACCACCACCAUGGAUCGAUACAGACACAGUGAACACACAUGCACGCACACUUGUAGUCAAGCAUGGGCAGGCAGAUCAAUGUAUGAAUGGCAAAGGGAAGCGAAGUACACAAAACACAAAUAACAGCCGAGUGUGUGUGUGUGUGUGUGUGUUUCACUUGGAAUGGUACAGGCCGUAGGCAUACACUAUCCCAUUGCCGGAUGAUUUCCACUUAAAAACAUGACGAAUUUCAUUGAAUAUACAAGUUGUCUAACACACCCUCACGCUCACACACACACACAACCAUUCAAGAAUCGGACAGGUUUAUAGUUUCUCCGGAAGUAUAUUUCAUCAGCCAGCACUGUAGGUCACCGGCAAAAGCUGCUGCCACGUGCUCUUCGGUACAGUUUUUGCGUGUAGUAGCACUGCUUGAACAGCAUCCCGUAGCAUUGUGCCAUCAUUAGCUAAUGGGUUAGGCAGCAGAAAUAAGCACACUUUUCACUAACCUGAACUACAGAAACACUCACACACACAUACAUUAUAGCGCGGAAAUUGAAAACAGACAAACUGAACCGAAACCAAGCAAGCAAGCCACAAAAUUAAUAAAGCGCAAAGACACACACACACACACACCUACAUACGCAGCAACACAAAUCAAUGAAACAACAAAUGGCAAAGGAACAAUAAGAUAGAAAUAAAGAAGUAUGGAAAAAACUA